Molecule: messenger RNA, 2219 nt
Organism: Ilex paraguariensis (yerba mate)
Lineage: Eukaryota; Viridiplantae; Streptophyta; Magnoliopsida; Aquifoliales; Aquifoliaceae
Source: the annotation of a GenBank genome assembly
AUGAUGGGCUAUUUCAUCUUAAUUUUUCUUCUCCCAUACUUGUUCAGUGGUUGCUCCGCCCAAACUUCAGCUGUAAUCACGGGAACUUCUUCAAUUUCAAUGGCUAGCACCAUAUUCUACCUUAAUUCAAGCCUCCCUUCAAUGUGGUACAACAAUAACUCAACGAAUAUGACUAUCCGUGGGGAUGAUGGAUCAGUGAUAAGAGUAGUCCUCUCAAGACAAAACAGCGUGGGUUAUGUUUGUGGAUUCUACUGCAUAAACUUCUGCUAUGAAUACUUGCUCUCGGUCGUUGUUGUUGGUAUAGGCAAUCCAAGUGUAGUUUGGUCAGCGAACAGAGACCAUCCAGUGCAGGAGAACGCGACCUUACAACUAACAGGAGAUGGAGAUUUGGUGCUACGAAACUCAAAUGGCACCAAGGUGUGGUCAUCCAAUACCACAGGAAAGUCGGUACUGGGAUUAAACAUGACUGAAGCAGGAAACUUGGUCCUCUUUAACAACAAUGAAGCCAUUGUUUGGCAAUCUUUUGAUCACCCUACUGACACACUGCUCACUGGGCAGCGCUUAAACGAGGGCCAGAGACUAACUGCGAGUGCCUCUAAAUCCAGUUGGACCCGGGGAUUGUAUUUGUACUAUGCCACGUUAACAUCGGCCUCUGGUUUUGCUGCAUACACUGAAGUCCAUCAAGGCCCACCAUUGAUGUAUUAUCAAUUGGUACCUGAUCAGAGUUCACGCAGUAGUGGCAGAUCCAAUUAUGCAGAAUUCCAACGAGGAGGGUUCAUUGUUAACUUGGGAACAUCUCAGCAAACAUUUGCGAGAACUAGCAUCUAUCUACCUGAUUCCUACAUUGAGUAUCUAAGACUUGACAGUGAUGGGCAUUUAAAGAUAUACCAACAUGAUGAAGCAAGGGGAUUUUAUGAGGUUCUUGAUUUGGUUAGCCAUGACCUAGGCGUGUGUCAAUAUCCUCGCAGCUGUGGAGAAUAUGGAGUAUGCCGAGAAGGGGAAUGUAGUUGUCCCACAGGCCUAGACAGAGUUCAAUAUUUUGAUCAAAGUCAACUUCAGUUACCCAGUAAGGGCUGCUCUAGAUUAACCCCUUUGUCUUGCCACCGUUCCCCAGAUCAACACAAACUUGUUGAGUUAAUAAAUGUUACCUACUUCAAUGUCAUCAAUUCAGUUGCUGCACUUCCAAAUAUCAGAGACAUAAACGGAUGCAUGGAGGCUUGCCUGCAAAACUGUUCUUGUGGUGCAGUCUUUUUCAGGUAUUACUACAAUGUUUCAGAUGGGUAUUGUUUUAUGCCACCUGAGAUCUUGUCAAUUAGAGAAUGGCAAAUUCCAAAUUACAAUUUCAUGUCAACCACAUAUAUUAAGGUACAAAUUCCAUAUGAGGCACCAAGUCCUUUGCCAGAAGUUGCGCCAUCAACUCCAUCUCCAAGAAAUCAAACAAAUUUUGCAGCAAUAAUUGCAGGUUCUAGUGCUGGUGCGUUUAUGCUUGUAUGCAUUGCAAUUGACAUCCGGGUUAUGUGGUGGGAACGAAACAAAGAUGAUGAGGACUAUGUCGGCCAUCUCCCGGGGAUGCCUAAGAGGUUUUCAUAUGAAGAACUACGCGUUGCAACAGAGGAUUUUAAGGAGAAACUUGGUGCCGGAGGAUUUGGGACUGUGUUUAGAGGAACGCUUGGAGAUGUUUGCGGGCGAAAAAACUUGGAUUGCCAACGUUCAGAAUCUAGCUCUCAUUUGCUUAAAUUGUUGCAAAAGAAGGCCAAAGAGGACAAACUACUUGCUUUAGUUGAGCAUUUGGAGGAAGGCAUGGAAGAUCAUAGAGAAGAAAUCGUGAGGAUGAUAAAGACUGCAGCAUGGUGCUUGCAAGAUGAUCACACGAGGAGGCCUUCGAUGGCAACAAUAGUGAAUGUCUUGGAAGGGGUAAUGGAGGUGGACCCAAACAUCAGCUAUAACUUCACUCAUGCAAUGGGAUCUCAAGUUGUAGCAAAUGGUCAUGCUUCUACACCACCACAAGCUUCUGUUCUUUCCGGUCCUAGAUGAAAUACAGACAAGUCAUAACUCACUCCCCUUGCAAUUGUCUCAAGGUGUGCAAAACUACUUCUAGUUGGGCUCCAGAACUUUUCCUUCUAGCUAGUUAGAGAGUCAUUUAGUACCAUUUUCAAUAUAGUAGUUUUGCCCAAUUCUUACUAAGGGGCUUAGUAACAAAAAACCUUCGUUGAUAAAUA